UUAUAUCGUUCGCAGGGAAACAUGUCUAACCAAGUUAGCAUUAGAAGAAUUAGAGGUGUAGAGGAGAACUUUCAAGUUGCAUCUACUAACUUUGAGCCCUUGUUUUCUGCUUUCAGUAUGUACAGACAUACUGCACUAAGUUCUGUGUCAAAUCUAAAAGAAGUGGGAAAUAAAUGGGCUAAAGUCACUAUUAAAGAGCAGGAAAAGCAGAAAAUUGGAUCAGUUACUGCAGCUUCAACUAGCCUUGUAUCAUUAGUGGCACUUGGAGCUAGUGCAUUUUUUACUGGGCCCUUUCUAGCUGUAGGAGCUGUUACUGGUGGUGUUUCUGCAGGAAUUGCUGCUUGUAAAAUGUAUUUUAAUCAUCAACAUGAAAAGUUGGCUGAAGAAACUUUGUCUGAAGUAAAAAGAAUCAAUGAGCAACUGAAGGAAGCUUGGGAUGAAAUAAAGCAUUGUAUCGAGGAGCUUGUGGGCGAGCAGAUAUCAGAAGUGGAAAGCUUGGACAGGUUGUUGGCAAUAAUAACCUCAGAUAUACAGUUCAAAGAAAACAUGCCUAAGAUAAGAGUUCUCAGGAAUCUUAUUGCAAAGAUUCAGGAGGAUUCUAACACACGUUUUGUUGAACAUAUCAAAGUAAUUGCUGGAUAUCUGAAUAGUAAUGCUGCAUUAUCAGGAAUAUCAGCAGUAACUCAGUCACCAAAAACAUGCAAACAUUCUCCAUUUGCUUUUAAAUGCACCUCGGAGCCAAGAAAUAGUAGCAGUCUCCAAUGCCUCAGUAGAGCAGGGAAGUUUGUGUAUGGGAUGGCUUUUUUUGGAAAUGCUUUUGCGGUUGGUGUAAAUGUAAAGGAAGCUUGGGAUUUGUCUGAAAAGCUAAAAGAAAUAGAGAAACUGCCAAAGGAAGAGCAGACAAAGGCUGCCAGUGAUCUUUCCAAGAAAAUUAUGGAAGAAGCAGAGAGAAUUGAAGAAAGCAUCAAGAUGCAGUUUGAAGACUGGCUUUAGUCAUCAGCAAGUGUGGCCAUUUUCGAAGAGUUCACCCAUUUUGGAAUACACACCUUUAUAUUGCAUUGUAAAGGUCACUGCUCAAAUAUAUAUUUAUAGCUUUUAAUAUUUGUAAAUAAAUUUUAUUUGUAAAUUCUAAAA
Molecule: messenger RNA, 1134 nt
Organism: Eurytemora carolleeae
Lineage: Eukaryota; Metazoa; Arthropoda; Copepoda; Calanoida; Temoridae
Exons: 2
Coding region: 22-993 (323 amino acids)
Source: RefSeq, a predicted model, not a curated record